AUGACACGCCACAGCCGGACAGCGCUGGUCAGCUACCAGGAGCCGGGGGAGAGCAGAUCACAGACCAGUCUCAACGCUCCUGAAAUGAAGCGCCAGGCCCUGAAGCUGAAGGAGGAAGAGUGCGGGCUCUGCCACCGGGCUGACUCUGACCCUGACACCUACGGGCAGAAAUGCCAGCGGGGUAAGCUGUGUGUGCACGAGAACUGCCUGUACCACGCCAGCGGGCUGCUCCAGAGGGGGCAGGACGAGGAGGGAUUUUACGGGUUCCUGUAUCCGGACAUCAGACAGGAAUUAAAGCGGGCAGUUCAGAAGACCUGCUGUGUGUGCGGCUGCAAAGGGGCAUCCAUCGCCUGCCAGGGCAGCAAGUGCAGCAAGAACUUCCACUUCCCCUGCGGCUCCGAGAGAGGCUGCAUCUAUCAGUUCUUCGGGGAGUUUAAAUCCUUCUGCUGGACCCACCGGCCGGUGCAGCGAGUGAGACGGUGGCAGCAGCAGGCGGAAACCAUCUGCGUCGUCUGCUUGGAGUCCAUGCCGGGGAAACCCUCCUACAGCGCCCUGGUGUGCCCGGCGUGCAAGCACGCCUGGUUCCACCGAGGCUGCAUCCAGGGACACGCUCUCCGUGCUGCCUUGUACCAUUUCCGAUGCCCCAGGUGCCGGGACAUGGGGACAUUCCAAAGAGAGAUGUUUCGAAUGGGCAUCAAAAUCCCUGACAGGUCGGUUCCCUUUCUACCUUCACAAAGAGCAACUCAUAGAAUCACACUCACAGACGUUCACACAACACCCGCUCAAAUGUUACAUCGCAAUGUGGAACGCAGCUCUCACACGGACGCCGCCUGGGAGGAAGACGGCGCGUUCGGCGACCAGUAUCACAGACACAGCCAGUGUGACGCCGGCUCCUGCCUGUACGUGGGCGGCAGAGAGCAAUCCGCAGAGGACGGCCCGUGGCAGCUGCUGCUGUGCACCUCGUGUGGCUCCCAGGGGACCCACCGCCGCUGCGCCUCGCUGGGGGCCUCUGCGGGCACGUGGGAGUGUGAGGACUGCGCGGGGCCAGCAGGGGCGGGUAAGGAGCCUCUGGGACGAAGGCGCCCGGCCCUGGUGGGGAGUUUGUCUGGAGGGGAGCUCAGGGCUGAGGAUGUGGCCGUUUCUCUCGGCGGGCGUCGGUGA
Chelonia mydas (Green sea turtle) is the source of this 1161-nucleotide messenger RNA. Its product is annotated as PHD finger protein 7-like. Bases 1 to 1161 code for a protein of 386 amino acids. Lineage: Eukaryota; Metazoa; Chordata; Testudines; Cheloniidae. The record is from RefSeq and is a predicted model, not a curated record. The transcript is spliced from 10 exons. Gene Ontology annotation, cellular component: nucleus.